AUUGAACGUCUUGUUCGUCUGCUAGAAAUUUUAGAUCGUCAUGAAUAUCAUUUAGUUCGUGAACCGAAUCCAAUGGAAUCUUUAUAUAAUCGUAUAUUCAAUGAUGAUACAAUACAUGUAGAUACAAGUACAAUUGUCAUGACUUUAUGUGAAUGGGCUGUAUCACCAUAUCGUAUUGGAAUUUAUCGUUCUAUUGUAGUAGCAUGUUUAUUGGAACAAUUGAAGAAUACAUUUUAUGCUGAAAAUAUUAAUACUACUAAUAAUGUUAGCAGUAGUAGUAGUGGUAAUAAUAAUAAAGAUGUAUCACAGUCCACAACACCAACUACUGGGAGUAAUGGUAGCAGUGGUAUUACAUCAACAGCUACAACUACGGCAACUACUACUACUAAUACUACUACAACUAGUACUACAGCUAAUACAACAACCACCACAACUACUACUACUAACAUGAAAAAUACUACUAACAACAACAAUAAUAACAUGAAUCUAAUGAGUAGUCAAGCUUAUCAAUCAUUACAAGAAACAUUAAUUAAAUUUCUAGAUAAUUGUACUACACAAUUACCACCAUUCAAUGGUGAACAAUGUUUAAUUGAAAAUCAUUUUAUGCGUAAUUUAGUUUGUUUAUUCUCAGAAUUGAUUGAUCGUGAAGUAUUUGAUCAUGAUUAUUAUGUAAGAUAUUUUAUUGCUCGUGGUGUUUUUGAUACAAGUUUACAUCCAUUAGCUUUGGUAGAUAAUAAUUCUAUACAGAGCAAAAUGACUACAACUAAUCCAUUAUCGAUUAAUAGUAAUAGUAGUAAUAAUAUUAAUAUGAAUCAAUCGGUUCAAACACCGACAAAUAUAACACGUACUACAACCAAUGCGCCUAAUAUCACUGGAUCAUCAAUGACAUGUCAUUUACAGACAACAGCUCAACAUUCAGUGAAAUCAGAAUUCUCUGAAGAUAUGGAUCGUUCUAGUAUGGAUAAUCCAGAUUCUGUACGUUCUGAAUCUGGUAUUAUUAAUUUAAUGUCAUCAUUACAAACUAAUAAUAAUAAUAAUAAUAAUAGUCAAUGCGUAGCAGCCAAUCAACAAUCCUCCUCCUCUUGCUGUUCAUCAUCAUUAAUCAAUAAUCCAAUGACAUCCACUUCACCAUAUUCCAAUCGUCAUUUACAUUAUUUAAUACAAUUUCCUAUACCACAAGAUGAAAGUUAUGCUCAUGAACAAAAUCAACGUUUUCAAUUAUUGUAUGGUUCAGUAAGAUCAAGAGAUCGUGCAAGAUAUCCUAUACGUAAAUUAAUACGUGAUAUAUGUAAAUUAUUUACUAAAAAAAUUUAUUUAAUUGAUGUAUUUCAUGGAGAACUUGGUCGACGUAAAAAAAGUAAAGAUAGGAGUGAACGAGAAAAAGAUACAACAAAUGCUAACAGCAAUAAUAAUAAUAAUAAUAAUAAUAAUAAUAAUGCCAACUCUAAUAAUAAUAAUCUUGGAAUAACACCUGGACUAGGAUCGUUAAGUGGACAGCCAACAACAACAACGACAACAGCUUCCACUGGAACUACUUCAGGCAAUAAUAGUAAUAAUGAUGAAACACGUUCGAUUGAUGAAGUUCAUGAUGAUAUAACAAAACGUUUUAUUAAUUUAUCAUUUUAUGAUAUGGAAUAUGUAUUAUCACAAUGUACACCAGUAUUUGUUAAAAUGCUCAAUGGUUCCAAUUGUCAUUCAACUACUAGUACUACUACUACUACUACUACUACUACUACUACUACCACAUCAAAUGAAGAGAAUAUUAAUAAUAUUACAAAUAUUUUAUCAACAAAUACAAAUUCACCCUUGUCUGCAUCAUCAGCAUCGUCAUCCACUUUGACUAAUACCGCUAAUACUACUACUACUACUAAUAGCAACAAUCAAUUAUCAAUGUCAAUGUCCAAUGUUCAAUCAUCACAUAUUUAUAUGCCUGUACCAAGUUCAAUAUUUUUAUUUUUUGAAUUAAUUGAAACAUCUCUGAAUAUUACAUCAUUAAUAUUCACUGUAAUUGAUACAUUGGAACGUUUAAAAAUUCUAUUUGAAAAUCGUACACAUUUUAUGACGCUAUAUAUGUCAUCAUUAUGUCUUCGUACAGUUGGUAUAUUACAACGUUAUCAAAAUAUUUUAUUUACAAUGGGUGAUUUAUCUAGUCGUUUAUUUCCUACAUUAAUUGAACAAGUAAGACAAGUAAAAGAACCAACACAAUGUGGACCAUUAGAACGUUGUAUAUUAAUUUAUUUAAAUGAUUUAUUUACAUCGAAUAUUGUGAUAAAAACACGUUUUACACCAAUUUAUGGUAAAGCCCAUCAGAAAGUCAAUGCUCUAUUACGUCGUAUUGAUUCUAAUGAAAAUGGUGCGAAACAAUUUGAUGCGGAUUAUGCAAAUGAUUUAUUCACUAUUACAUCCUCUAUGGAUAAUGUGAAUUUAUUCCGUCUAUAUACAGAAGAUUUACGUAAUAAGCCAGAUUCACGGUAUAGUUUCGUGUGUAAAGCAAUUAUAUGGAUAUGUCAAGCUAAAACAAUAGAACAUGUUAAUUAUUUAUGUAGUCUAUGCGUAGAAUUAACAUCACAAUGUAGUGAAUUAACACCAGAAUGGCUUAGUGCAUUCUAUGCUAUUCUAGCACCACCAAAUUCUUAUAUACAUAGUUAUUAUAGUGCAUUGAUUAAUAUUAUUGAACCAAGCCAGAUAUGGAUAUAUGAUAAUUUAAGUUCAUUAAUUGGUACAUUAUUAUCUCGAUAUUGUUUUACUAUAUCAGAUUUUUUACGUUUAGUUAUAUGUCCAGCAAUGGCACAAGGUUUAGAUAAUGUUAGUCAACCAGUAAUCAAUACACAAUUAGAAUCGAUUAUUUCUUUAGCAUGUCAUAUAUUGCAUUGUUUAUUUACUGCGGAAUCAACGAUUAGUUCAUUACAAACAACAACUACUUCUACUACUAGUAAUACUACUAAUAAUCAUAAUAGUAGUAAUAAUGUAUUAACACCAAAUCCUGAUGUGAAUUUAUCAAAUACUACUACUACUACGGAUAAUUUAUCAAAUUCCUCACCACCAUUUCGUAUAUCUGAACCAUUAUUGUUAACUGGUGCAUUACAAAAAGUUACAUCAGAAUUUUUAGUAGAUGUUUUAAAAAUGCUUAUUGUACAUAGUGAUAAAGCAUCAGUUGAUCAGCAAAAAUUAACGACUACUACUAACAAUAAUAAUAAUAGUAGUACAGGAUGUUGUUUACAAGAAGAAACUAACGAACAGACAGAUACAAUUGCCAGACAUGAUGAUGACAAUGAUAAUAAUAAUAAUAAUGAAGACAGUGAUGGGAAUCGUGAUGAUGAUGAUGACGCUGGUAAUGAUGAAGAGCAUGAUGAUGAAAAUGAUUAUCGUGAUGGUGGAGGUGGCGGUGGCGGGACACAAGACAAUGUUGAUGAAUUGACAGAUAUUGAUUCUGAAGGAGAUGGUUCAACCAUAAGACAUACAACACGUAAACGUACUCGAACAACCACACAACAUCAACAACAACAACAGAAAGGUAACAAUAAAUCGAAACGAUUUAAAUCAUCUCAACAACACCAACACCAACAACAACAACAACAACAACAUCGUCGUCGUUCUAGUCGUCAAACACAUCGUAAAUCAACUACACAUGUACAUUAUAUUGUACAACGAUUUCUUGAACAAGAUAUAUUACCAACAACUAUGGAAUUACGUUCAUUACCAUUGAAUGCAUUAAUCCAACUAGUAUUACGUGAAAUUUGUACAGUUACAUGGGUACGUGAACGAUUUCAACAAAUGACACCAAAUCAGUUAAUACGUGAAAAUGUUUUAAUUGAUAAAAAUUUUACACAAAGUCAAGCUAGACGUUUAUUACACAUUAUUUAUUGGCCAUAUGAUUUAACAUGGAUUGAUAUAGCAUCAACCUAUGAUGGUUUAUCUGGUGCAAUGUGUCAUAUUUUAUUGCAUGAUUUAAAUAUUUGGACAUUAAAAUGUACACAAAUUGAAUUUCAAUUAUUAUAUGCACAAAUAUCAUUUUCACAACAAACUGAAGUACUUGGUUAUUUAGCACAGUCGAUUGUACAAGGAUUUCAAUCACAAAUUAUUAAUUGGCUUGAUUUUAAUCAUAAUAAUCAUAAUCAUUCGAUUAUAUCUUCAACAACUAAUAAUACCACUACUAAUACUACUACUACUAAUACUACUAAUAAUAGUGUUAGUAGUAAUAAUAAUUAUAUGAAUUUUCAAGAAAAUUCUAUUGGACAUUUAAUUGAUAAUGAUUUACCAAUUAUUGAAUUAGAUGAUAAUGAUCCAGUAUGGUUAUUUCCUGCAUUAAUUACUAAAUUGCCAAAAUUAUUAAAAGCACAAAUUGUAAAAGUUACCUCUGAG
This is a messenger RNA of Schistosoma turkestanicum, 4362 nucleotides long. Lineage: Eukaryota; Metazoa; Platyhelminthes; Trematoda; Strigeidida; Schistosomatidae. The record is from the annotation of a GenBank genome assembly.